AUGGCACACACCCUCAAGCUUCCGAACCCUCCAGACCACUCGGAACCGCAUCAGCUCUCACAUCAAAACCCAUCACCCCCGAUGAAACUCCCUUCCAUUAUCUUCGCAGCGGCCGCCGCACUCUUGGUGCCCAACACCUUUGCUCUCAGCCCCACCAACUGCAACACCGCGGACAAGUCGCGCACUGGCUCCGACUUUGUCCUCGUUGAGCAACCGGAUAACCCGAACGUGGCAUCGCUGUCCAAAAAGCUGAAGAAGGUCUCCGUCGCUGAUGUCUUCAACGAUGGCAACCACAAGAUGAAGACCGACAGUUCAGGCCGCAAGCUGUGGGAGAAAAAGUCGGGCUUCAACGACUUGGACACGGAGAAAUGGAUACCUCAGGGCAUCUCCUCCACGGCCGAUGCAAGCGAGAGCGGCACUGUUGGUGGCAAAGACGGCUGGAUUGUUAGCUGGCACCGCAAGGACGACAAAAGUGCGCGGGUAACCUUUGUCGACCGCGCAAACGACAAGUACCGCCACGCACUUCUGGUUUACCCCCACGCAGCCGACAACUUCCGCGAGGUCCCCAUUCAUGCCGGCGGCAUCAUGUGGUACGGCGACAAGUUGUGGGUGGUCGAUACCAAGAACGGCAUCCGUGUUUUCGAUAUGGCCAACAUCUGGCAGGUUGAGACGGGUGACCCUGUGGGCAAAACUGGAAGUAAAUACACGGCAGCAGGAUACAAAUACGUCAUUCCCCAGAUCAGAUGGUACAAAUGGUCUUCCUCAUUCCCAUUCCGCUUCUCCUACAUGGCACUAGACCGCACCCAAGAUCAGCACACCAUUCUGGUCGGUGAGUACCAGACCAACACGACGGUCCCGGUGCGGAUGACCAAGUACGCUCUUGAUGAGUCGACCGGACGCCUCAAGAUGAGCGGCAAGACAGCCAAGGCCACCUGGGCCUACUGUGUCGGCAUCGAGCGCAUGCAAGGCGCCGUGUCGGCCAACGGCAAGAUCUACAUCUCGCGCAGUAACGGCAAGAGCAACGGCGACAUGUGGGGUUGGGUCCCUGGCAAAGCUGCAUACAAGAACGCCGGCUUCUUCCCUCAGAGUCCGGAGGAUCUGAGCUACGAUAAGCGAAGAAAUGGCCGCGUUUACGGUCUGACGGAAGCCAAGGGCAAGAGGUACAUCAUCGAUUCUGACGCCAGGAAAGUCAAGUUCUCAUAG
This is a messenger RNA of Chaetomium globosum CBS 148.51, 1203 nucleotides long. RefSeq lists its product as uncharacterized. The record is from RefSeq and is a predicted model, not a curated record. The transcript is spliced from 2 exons. Bases 1 to 1203 code for a protein of 400 amino acids. Lineage: Eukaryota; Fungi; Ascomycota; Sordariomycetes; Sordariales; Chaetomiaceae.